UCAAAGCGCAGGGACAGACGGGAGCUAAUAUAAACCUGCUGCCUUUCACUGGGGGCUAACAGGGGCUAAGGAAACAACGCUACCUCUGCCACUGACCUCCGGCGCUUCAGAUAAGACAGCGGGACGGGCUGAGCUCCGGCCCAUGUAGAGCAAACAGCAUCCAUGGCCACGCUGGAGGGCUGCCGCUGCCGGGGUGCCAGCGGCCGAAAUAACAGCAGCAUCCUAUACAGCAUUUUGAAGAGUAACAGCCUUGGGACCGCUGAGGAGGAACAGCAUCAACACCCGCAACAACAACAACAACAAACACUACAACAUUUCUUCCACAAAACCCUCUCCUCCACACCAGCCUCGCUCCAGGCGUUUCGGCAGCAGGCUUGCUCCUGCGGCUCGGCACCGCCGAACGGCAAGCGGCGUCGCGGCAUCCUCCGCUCCCCGCAGGUGACGUGCAAAGCAGCGUCGGCGGUGCUGGUGAAGACGCUGCGGUUCGUGAAAAACGUCCCCUGUUUUCGUGAGUUGCCGGAGGAUGACCAGCUGAUGCUGAUCCGGAGCGGAUGGGCGCCUCUUCUCGUCCUGGGGCUCGCACAAGACCGGGUGGACUUUGAAACCACGGAGACCGUGGAGCCCAGCAUGCUGCAGCGCAUCCUCACAGGUUUACCGGACAGGCAGAGCGACGGGCCGGCCGGCCAGAGCAGGGUGGCAGCCGGGGUCUCUGUCGUGGAAAUCGAAGCCAUCAAAGCUUUCCUGAAGAAGUGCUGGAGCAUAGAUAUCAGUACGAAGGAGUAUGCCUAUCUGAAAGGAGCUGUGCUGUUCAACCCUGAUCUGGAAGGUUUGCGCUGUCUCCACUACAUCCAGUCGCUGCGUCGGGAGGCGCACCAGGCUCUGAACGAGCACGUCAGGCUGAUCCACCGAGAGGACACGACGCGGUUCGCCAAGCUGCUCAUAGCCCUGUCCAUGCUGAGGGCCAUCAGCCCACCGGUGGUCGCCCAGCUCUUCUUCAGACCCGUCAUAGGGACCGUCAGCAUCGAGGAGGUGCUCAUGGAGAUGUUCUACGGGAAGUAGGUCACAGUCCAUAGAGGACUGGGGUGAAUUCAGCUGCUCCAGACUCUUAUUGGGUAGGAAGUGAAGGCAGAUGAAGAGGAUAUAGAGACUGAAUUUACACCUACUGUACACGGGAGAUCUUCAAGAACUGUGAAAUGCCCAACACAGGCAAGAGAGUGAGUGUGUGCAUGAGAGAUCGAAAGAAAAAGAGUGUGUUGAGGGCAAGAGAUAUUACAAUAGAGGAAAAAUACAAAGCAGCUGCUGGAAUUCGUAACUUAUUUGUUUUUAUAUAAACUAUUUUUCUAUAAUAAAAGUACUCUCCAGGC
Molecule: messenger RNA, 1364 nt
Organism: Monopterus albus (swamp eel)
Lineage: Eukaryota; Metazoa; Chordata; Actinopteri; Synbranchiformes; Synbranchidae
Gene: nr0b1
Product: nuclear receptor subfamily 0, group B, member 1
Exons: 2
Coding region: 163-1059 (298 amino acids)
Biological process (GO): negative regulation of transcription by RNA polymerase II
Cellular component (GO): nucleus; cytoplasm
Molecular function (GO): transcription factor binding; transcription corepressor activity
Source: RefSeq, a predicted model, not a curated record